Messenger RNA from Musa acuminata AAA Group (dessert banana), 5027 nucleotides. Its product is annotated as putative disease resistance protein RGA3. Bases 349 to 3540 code for a protein of 1063 amino acids. The transcript has 2 exons. Lineage: Eukaryota; Viridiplantae; Streptophyta; Magnoliopsida; Zingiberales; Musaceae. Gene Ontology annotation, biological process: defense response to other organism. Gene Ontology annotation, molecular function: ADP binding. The record is from RefSeq and is a predicted model, not a curated record.
UGUCCUGUUUAGUUGACCUUUUGAUUUCUGCAAGAAUAAGAAUGGGUUUGGUUUAUAUUUUUAAUCUUUUUGAUUCUCGGUCACCACAUGGCCUUUGAUUUUGGUGAGGGUUUUGUUUUUGUUUAAUUUUGAGGCUUCUUUUUAAUAAUAUAAUAUGUUUUAUUUUUUUAUUUUUUUUUCAAAAUGGUUUCACACAUUCAUCAUAUAAUGAAGCCUAUGAGUUUUUUAAGUUUUCUUUUAGAAAAUAAAUAUAUAUAGUUUAUGCAGCUAUGACUUCCACCUACCUUUGUCUUUAGAGAGAGAGAGAGGUACAUUGUGCUUGAUGAUUCCUUCACUCUGUGAUCAAAGAUGGCCGUUGUUCUUGAUGCCUUCAUCUCCGGGCUGGUCGGUACGUUGAAGGACAUGGCUAAAGAGGAGGUUGACUUGCUGUUGGGCGUCCCCGGGGAGAUCCAAAAGCUCCAACGCUCUCUCCGCAACAUCCACUCUGUCCUUCGCGACGCCGAGAAGCAGCGGAUCGAGAACGAGGGCGUCAACGACUGGCUGAUGGAGCUCAAGGAUGUCAUGUACGACGCCGACGACGUCCUCGACGAGUGCCGGAUGGAGGCCGAGAAGUGGACUCCUCGUGAGUCCGCUCCGAAGCCGUCCACCUUGUGCGGAUUUCCCAUCUGUGCUUGCUUUCGCGAGGUCAAGUUCAGACAUGAGGUGGGCGUCAAAAUCAAGGAUCUCAACGAUCGGCUGGAAGAGAUCUCGGCCCGAAGGUCCAAGUUGCAACUCCAUGUGUCUGCGGCGGAACCAAGGGUGGUUCCUCGAGUUAGUCGCAUAACUUCCCCGGUGAUGGAGUCUGACAUGGUUGGCCAGCGACUGGAGGAGGACGCCGAGGCACUGGUGGAACAGCUGACAAAGCAAGAUCCGAGUAAGAACGUGGUGGUGCUGGCAACUGUGGGGAUCGGCGGCAUCGGAAAGACCACCCUCGCUCAGAAGGUGUUCAAUGAUGGUAAAAUCAAAGCCAGCUUCCGCACCACCAUCUGGGUGUGCGUGUCCCAAGAGUUCAGCGAGACGGAUCUUCUCGGAAACAUCAUCGAAGGUGCUGGUGGAAAAUAUAAUAGAGAACAGAGCAGGAGUCUGCUGGAGCCCUUGGUGGCGGGUCUACUGAGAGGGAACAAGUUCUUGCUGGUGUUGGAUGAUGUUUGGGAUGCUCAGAUCUGGGACGACUUGCUCCGCAAUCCUUUGCAGGGAGGAGCAGCAGGCAGCAGGGUGCUGGUGACAACCAGAAACGCAGGGAUCGCGAGGCAAAUGAAGGCGGCCCACGUCCACGAGAUGAAGCUGCUGCCUCCGGAGGAUGGCUGGUCCCUCCUGUGCAAGAAGGCGACGAUGAAUGCAGAGGAGGAAAGGGAUGCCCAAGAUCUCAAGGACACAGGCAUGAAGAUUGUUGACAAAUGCGGAGGGCUUCCCCUGGCCAUCAAGACCAUCGGAGGGGUCCUCUGCUCCAGAGGACUCAACAGAAGUGCGUGGGAGGCAGUUCUCCACAGCGCCGCAUGGUCACGGACCGGGCUUCCCGAAGGUGUACACCGAGCACUGAAUCUGAGCUACCAAGACUUGCCGUCCCAUCUGAAGCAAUGCUUUCUCUACUGUGCCUUGUUCAAAGAAGACUAUGUGUUUGCCAGGUCUGACAUCAUCAAAUUAUGGAUAGCCGAGGGGUUUGUCGAAGCACGAGGAGAUGUCAGCUUGGAGGAAACAGGGGAGCAAUAUCAUAGAGAGCUGCUUCAUAGGAGCCUUUUACAAUGGCAACGUUACAGUCAGGACGACUACUAUGAGUAUUUCAAGAUGCAUGAUCUGCUGCGAUCGCUCGGCCAUUUCCUUUCGAGAGAUGAGAGCUUGUUCAUUAGUGACGUGCAAAACGAGUGGAGAAGUGGUGCCGCCACGAUGAAGCUGCGUCGGUUGUCGAUUGUGGCCACUGAAACCACGGACAUCCAGCGUAUCGUCAGUUUGAUCGAGCAACAUGAGUCCGUGAGGACAUUGUUAGCGGAGGGAACACGUGGCUAUGCGAAGGAUAUAGAUGAUUACUUGAAGAACUUUGUGCGACUUAGAGUCCUGCAUCUUAUGCACACAAAAAUCGAGAUUCUACCGCACUACAUUGGAAAUUUGAUCCACUUGAGAUACUUGAAUGUGUCUUAUACCGAUAUAACGGAGCUUCCAGAAAGCAUAUGCAAUCUGACGAAUUUGCAGUUUUUGAUCCUUUUUCGAUGUAGACAGUUGACACAUAUCCCACAGGGUAUAGUUAGGCUAGUCAAUCUAAGAACACUCGAUUGUCAACUUACAGGCCUGGAGAGCUUACCAUGUGGAAUAGGAAGGUUGAAGCUCCUCAAUGAACUCGUAGGAUUCGUGGUGAACACGGCUACUGGUUCGUGCCCAUUGGAAGAAUUAGGCAGCCUCCAUGAGCUCAGAUACCUCUCCGUUGACAGGUUGGAGAGGGCGUGGCUGGAAGUUGAACCGGGAAGAGAUACGAGCCUCUUUAAGGGUAAACAAAAACUGAAACAUCUACAUUUACAUUGCUCAUAUACAUCCGAUGAUCACACGGAGGAAGAGAUUGAAAGAUUCGAGAAGUUGUUGGAUGUGGCACUUCAUCCACCAUCAUCUGUUGUUUCGCUCAGGUUACAGAUUUUUUUCCUUCUCCGGUUCCCUAGCUGGAUGGCGUCUGCAAGCAUCAGUUCGCUUCUUCCAAACAUAAGACGCUUGGAACUACUUGACUGCUAUCAUUGGCCACUGCUUCCACCGCUUGGGAAGCUCCCUAACUUGGAGUUCCUUGAAAUAGGAGGUGCACUUGCGGUGGCCACCAUCGGACCGGAAUUUUUUGGGUGUGAAGUUGCUGCUACUGGUCAUGAUCGGGAACGGAAUUCAAAGCUCCAUUCUUCUUCUUCUUCUACUUCUCCUCCUUCGUUGUUUCCGAAACUAAGGCAGCUGGAACUCUGGAAUAUGACUAACAUGGAAGUGUGGGAUUGGGCAGCGGAAGGUUUUGCUAUGCGUCGCCUCGACAAAUUGGUCCUCGUAAAUUGCCCAAAGUUGAAGUCUCUACCGGAAGGCCUGAUCCGACAGGCAACCUGCUUAACCACAUUGGAUCUGACCGAUGUGUGUGCUCUCAAGUCCAUCGGAGGUUUCCCUUCUGUAAAAGAACUGAGUAUAAGUGGUGACUCAGAUCUGGAGAUUGUUGCUGAUCUCCCUGCACUGGAGCUCUUGAAGUUGGGCGGGUUUUUCUUUCCAUACAAUCAUUUACCAGAGUGGUUGGCGGCUUGCCCUGGAUGCUUCACCUCGCUCCAGAGACUGGACGUAUGGGGAACCACCCAACUCCUCCGCAGAUGCCUCCAAAAUGGCGCAGACUGGCCCAUGAUCAAACACUUUCCAAAUUUUUCCAUCAAAGAUGACCGAGGCAAUUAUAUAAACUACAUCAAGCAUUCCGGCACCUUCGAGACAAACCUAGUCGAUGAUAAUGCUGCUUUUGCUGCAGCUGCUGAAGACGAAGAAGAAGUAAAAAGACAUCAAUGAGCUUUGAGAUCGACAUCAAUCACGAUGUAAUUGGCAGUCAUGUCUAAUGACGAAUUGAGAGGUAUGCUAUAUUCAGGAAAUUAUCUAAGACAAAUUAUUGUACUUAAUGCCAUGCUUGCAACGAUAUCACAUAAUUGCGCGAAAACUAUGCGUUCCACAUGUCGGACAUCGUCAGAUUAUGGAUAGCCGAGAGGUUUGUCGAAGCACGAGAAGAUGUCACUUUGGUGGAAACAGGGGAGCAAUAUCCUAGAGAGCUGCUUCAUAGGAGCCUUCUACAAUCGGAGUCUUACGGUCUGGACUACGAUGAGUCUUCCAUGAUGCAUGACCUGCUACGAUGGCUCGGCCAUUUUCUAUCGAGAGAUGAGAGCUUGUUCAUUAGUGACGUGCUGGAGAACUGCUGCCGCCCCAAUGACCACUAAGCUCCCGUCUCUUGUCAAGAAAUGGCCGAGUGAUCGCAGCAGGUCAUACAUGGUGCAGCUCCAGCCGACGUACAGAUGGUGGGGGUCGAGUGACCACUAAGCUCCCGUCUCAUCUCUCGAUAGGAAAUGGCCGAGCCAUCUUAGCAGGUCAUGCAUCAUGGAAGACUCAUCGUAGUCCAGACCGUAAGACUCCGAUUGUAGAAGGCUCCUAUGAAGCAGCUCUCUAGGAUAUUGCUCCCCUGUUUCCACCAAAGUGACAUCUUCUCGUGCUUCGACAAACCACUCGGCUAUCCAUAAUCUGACGAUGUCCGACAUGUGGAACGCAUAGUUUUCGCGCAAUAAGGCACAGUAGAGAAAACAUUGCUUGAGAUGGGACGGCAAGUCUUGGUAGCUCAGAUACAGUGCUCCGUGCCCACCUUGGGGAAGCCCGGUCCGUGACCAUGCGGCGCUGCGGAGAACUUCCUCCCACGCAUUUCUGUUGAGUCCUCUAUCGCGGAGGACCCCUCCGAUGGUCUUAAUGACCAGGGGAAGCCCUCCGCAUUUCUCAACAAUCUUCAUGCCUAUGUCCUUGAGAUCUUGGGCAUCCCUUUCCUCCUCUGCAUUCAUUGUCGCUUUCUUGCACAGGAGGGACCAGCCAUCCUCCGGAGGCAACAGCUUCAUCUCGUGGACGUGGGCCGUCGCGAUCCCUUCGUUUCUGGUGGUCACCAGCACCCUGCUCCUCGCAAAGGAUUGCGGUGCAAGUCGUCCCAGAUCUCAGCCCUUCACACAUCAUCCAACACCAGCAAGAACUUGUUCCCUUUCAGGAGACCCUCCACCAUGGGCUCGAGCAAAGUCCGGCUCUGUGCUCCACCGUGACUUCCCCCGGCGCUGGUGACGAUAUCCCUGAGAAGAUCCGUCUCCGUGAACUCUUGGGACACGAACACCAUAUGAAGGUGAAUGUGAAGGACACAGAUAUGUUAGAAAUUGUACCUUCAUGGAGGAUUCAUUAAGCAAUACUGUUUUGUGUUCUUACGACUUUAAGAUAAAAGAAAAGAAAAAGAAAAAAAAGACUGGAUCGGCUUUGUGUUC